This is a messenger RNA of Symbiodinium sp. CCMP2456, 459 nucleotides long. NCBI's taxonomy places the organism in Eukaryota, Dinophyceae, Suessiales, Symbiodiniaceae. The record is from the annotation of a GenBank genome assembly.
AUGUGUCGGCGUCUGGUUUGCUUCCACUGCCAUCUAUGUCAUUUACUCCGGCAUUGCCCGCUUGAGAAGAAAGCCGGUUCUGCAUUCUGUGAUACGGCCUGCUUUCAUAAGCGGCUGCAUCUGGUCAGUGGGUUUCCUCUUCAUGAUCAAAGGCAUCCACCAGCUUGGCUUCGCAGUGGGAUACACCUUAGUUGCUGUUGGCCCGAUCAUCGUGGCAAGCUUGGCAUACUUGCUCAGGUUCAAAGAAAUAACCGGCAGGAGGCAACUUUUGCGCUCCCGCUGCAGUUUGCUUGUGGAAGCAGCCUUUCUGCGUCUGUUGCUUGUAUUCGUAAGCUUGUGUCAUGUCACUGUUCAGCUAGAGGCUGCGCGAAUUGUUCAGUGGUGACACAAGAGAGUGUCAGAGAGAGAGCAAGCGAGCGAGUGUGUGAGAGAGAAAUGAAAGGAGACUCCUCCGCUUGA